Messenger RNA from Misgurnus anguillicaudatus (oriental weatherfish), 2950 nucleotides. Lineage: Eukaryota; Metazoa; Chordata; Actinopteri; Cypriniformes; Cobitidae. The record is from RefSeq and is a predicted model, not a curated record.
UUAAGUAACAAAAUGACUCUCAAAAUAUGCAGACUAUACAUUCACAGGGAGAGACGCUUAAAGUUGUUGUUUACUGGCCUGUUACUUGGAAUUACAGGAUUUUUGGUUGUAUGGACUUACGUUGGAAGUAAAGAUGUGAAACAACCUCCAACCAGCAUUUUGUUUCAGCACUUUGCCAAACUUUACAACUCCAGAAACAACUUCACAUCUCCUGCUGAUGUUCUGCUAGAAAUCAAUUCUGAAGACUCAAAUUCAAGUUCAAGUUCAUUUUACUCUGAAUUUGGAAUUAGUUCAGAAAGUUACUCCAGUUUACAGCAGAAACUCUUCUGGGCUGGACCAGACAGAUCAAUCACAGAUGUGUCUAUGAGUACAAGUGCAGCUCACUCCACUUUCAUCAUACAGAACCUGAAAGACAGCUACCAAAUAGGGGAGGAGCUUUUUGUUACUAUCCAUGCCAGAGACUUUAACAAUGAAUCUAAACGUUAUGGUGGAGAUUUCUUUAAAGCAAAGCUUUUCUCUUCCGAAAGUCCCCAAAAGGCCAGUGUGUUUGGGGAGGUGGUGGAUUUGCUCAAUGGCUCUUACUCUGUGCGUUUUCUUCUGCCGUGGGUUGGACAGGCACAGGUGGCUGUGCGUCUGAUCCACUCCAGUGAAGGGGUGCAGGUCCUUAAGCAUCACAGAGAAACUGAUUCAGACAGAGUUUACUUUAACGGAUAUUUUGAAGGACCAGGCCCAAAUGGGACCAGGUUGAAAGAAACAGUGAUGUGUAAUGUGAAGUGGGACAAGAAUGGACUGGAGAGGAUGGGGACUGGAGAUUGCUGCUGUGAUUACAAAGAUUCUCGCAGUGGAGAAGAAUGGCGCUGUCAGAGACCCAAAUCCCUGCCAUGCAGCGCUCGUGUCUAUCACUCUAUGGGCGGGUAUAUUAAACGCGUGACGGCCAAAGAAGCAAUGUUUAUGAGUGAAACCAACAAAGACAUCAAUGGACAAAGAACACCAAUCAAGAUUCUUCCUUCCAAUGGAACAAUGCGAAUUGAUGUAACACAGAAAUGUCGUACUGGUUUGCACACACCAGUUCCAGCUGGGUUUUACCUGAAUGAUGUUUGGGAGUCCUUUGUGUGUAGCACCCGUCAUUUUACUACCGAAACAGCAACACAGUGCCUGAAAGACAAACACAUCUACCUGAUGGGAGACUCUACUUUGAGACAGUGGUUUGACUUCUUGCUGAAAGCAGUACCAACUUUAAAGCGGAUGAACCUGCAUGUUCUGUAUGAGGCAGGGCCUCUUCUAGCAGUGGAUGUGGAAAACAACAUUGACUUACACUGGACGGCUCACGGUCUUCCUCUACGCUUUAUGAAAACAGAAGUGACUAAUCUGCACUACAUCUGUAAUCAGAUUGACGAUCUGACUGGAGGACCUCACACUGUUAUUGUAUUUAAUCUGGGGCCACACUUCACAACAUACCCUCUCGAUUACUACACCCGCAGAGUGUUGAGGAUCCGCAAAGCUGUGCUAGAUAUGUUACAACGGGCACCAGACACUACCGUUAUAAUCAAGACUGCAAACACCGGCUAUAAGGAUGUGUUUGGCAGUGACUGGUAUUCUCUGCAGUUGGACAGAAUCCUACGGUGGGCUUUUCAGGAUGUUGGUGUUUAUAUUUUGGAUGUUUGGCAAAUGACAGCCUGUCACUACAACAAAGAGGACAUGCAUCCAGGUCCUGUCAUCAUUAAAAAUGAGAUAGACAUUUUGCUUUCUUUCAUUUGCCCUGAAUGAUUUUGUCAGGAGCAAUUGAGCAAUUUGACAUUUUGGUAAGUUUUUAUGGAAAUGUUGAAAUAUUACAGCAUUGGGCCUAUGGGGUAACAGAAUUGCUGUGAUUUCACUCACUGUCUGAACAAAUGUUAAUAACAUCUAAGAGUUACUCUGCAGGGUGUACUGCUUAUGUACCCAAUAACAGUAUCCUAUAUACACAAUCACACAAUACAUAAUAACCAGACAAACCAUAUUUUUAUGAAAAACAUCUAUUAUAAAAAUAUGCUCAUUUUGUAUUUACAAAACCAGAUAAACUGAAAGAAAACUGAUAUUUACUGUGUUUAGCUGUGUUUACAGAAUGAUAGUAAUCCCAUUUUGUUGUUUAUGAAAACUCCUCUCUUUUGGAAACUGUACUCAUUGGUUGUAUCUGUCAGAGCCGUGAUCAUGUCUUCUGACGCAAACCUUCGGAGCUUCUCCAGAGAUAUAUAAAAGGAAAUAGCAUCAUUAGUGAUGCCAAUAACAGAAAUAUCAGGAGACUGGUAAAAUCCUUUUUCAGACAGUAAUACCUGUUAUGGGGCAAGGUCUGUGUUCUUGAAUGGGUUGGUUUUGUUGGCGUCAUGUCCACAUAAUCAUCAUAUGGACAGACAAAGUUUUUAAUUUCUAUUUUAUAGUUGAGAGGCAUCAUCACAUUCCUCCUCAUCAGUUAAAUCAGAGUCCCAUCUCAAAGUCACUUUUUCCAAAUUUGGAUGAUAUAAAUGACAUCAUAUGCAUUGUAGAUAAGACAGUCCUGUCUGGUAGAAUUCUGAAAUAAAAAACACUGAUUAUUUUCAUGCUUAUUAAUCUUGAUGCAAAUCAAUUUCAAUCACACUUAUACAUUUCAAAUGAUUCACUCAUUCCACAGAAUUCACACAAUACUGUCUGGCAAGCUUAUUGUGCUCUAUUUAUAAUGGUAAUAUCACUUAUACCCCCCACACCACAUUCCAGAACAAUAUCACCUGACUCUCAUGCAGCAAACAGAUAUUUGAGCAAACAAAGCCCAGACAAGUAAACAGGACCAGCUAAGAAUAUUUUAUAAACAAUAAGAUACAGAUAGUUUCAAAUAUUGCCACAUAAAUACUUUCAAAUUCUCAAAUUAUAGAUUUCCUAUAAACGUAUUUAAUAAUCUUAAAACUUAGAUUAAAACUCAAAAAAUGUGGUUUUAAAGAGA